AGCACAAUGGCAGUUGGGGUCUGCAGGCAAAGACCCUAACUAUCCCCCCGAAGCUGUUCCUAAGCCUGCACUUUCCUGUUCCUGCUGAAUUGUUGCUAGAGGACUAUCCAGUUGAGCUGAAGAGUAACCUAAAACCUAAAAAGUGGAAAACUACAAUGAAAACUAAAAACUUCAAGAUGCCAUUAGCUUGCUAUGGGAGAACAUUCUCUAGAUUGUGUUUUCUUCUAGAACUGCUACUUGCUAUAUUGCUUGUCAUUAUUUGGAAGCAAAGCAAAGAGCAAUGCCAAUGUCCAGGAAUAGACAAAAAUGGAUUUCAGGAUGCUGAAGAAAAAGAGACCACCAUCCUGGAAAAUAUAUUGGCGAUGCCACAAAAUCCAAAUUUCACUGUUAUAGCAAGUGUGAUGGGUCCCUUACCAAUUCCAUAUAAGUAUCUCUUGGGAUAUCCUCCAAUUAAAAAAAAAUUCUUGACCAUUGGAAUCUCUGCUGUCCACAGAGAGAGAGAACAUUAUUUGCUGAGGACCCUUGAGUCCAUUUACAGUCACUGCAAGGGAGAAGAAUUAAACCUCAUAACAGUUGUUAUAUACCUAGCCAAUAAUGAUUCUAAAUUAAAUGAGCAAAAUGCCAAGGAAAUUGAGGCUCAGUUUGGUGAGCAUGUGAAUGAAGGGCGGCUACUUGUUAUAGAAAGCUCUUUAACUGGUUGUCCCCCCUUAAGUCAUAUGAAAGAAAUGUUCUUUGGUGCUCAGGGAAAAGCUCUGUAUCGAUCCAAACAAAAUGUGGACUAUGCUUAUUUACUUAACUUUUGUGCCAAUCUCUCUUGGUAUUAUUUGAUGCUGGAAGAUGAUAUUGUCUGUGCCAAUAAUUUUGUAUUGAUUAUACAAAAUCAUGUUAAAAAUGAGGUGAAAUCUUGGACCACUAUAGCAUUUUCAAGUCUGGGCUUCAUAGGAAAACUCUUUCAUAGUUCAGAUCUUAUUAAACUGGCCCGGUUCCUCUUGAUGUUCUAUGAUCAGAUGCCUGGGCACUGGCUUCUUGAACAUUUCCAUCAAUCCCAGAAUCAAAGAGAUCUUAUGGUCUUUAGGCCUUCUCUCUUCCAGCAUAUAGGUAGGGUUUCUUCAUUUCAUAAUGUAGAAACCCAGUUGCAAGAUGCAGAGUUUCAAGAAGAUAAUGAAGAUUUUGGAGAUUUCCCUACUGCUUCAUGUUUCACAAACAUACCUGUAUUUGCAGAUUAUGUACCAGAGAAAGUGUGCCCCCCUGCAAAAGGGCUUUUUUGGGGUAAGAAUAUUACAUCACAGAGUUUCUUCACUAUUGUUUUUGCAAGCCCAAUUGUUCCUCAAAAGAUUCAGAUUUACACAGGGUCAGCUGAAUAUAACCAGGACAUUCUCCUUUAUGGUUACGUAGAAAUUGGUAGACUUAAAAUUCAUACCCAUGAUGGUGCAACAUGUUUGCUUUUUGACCGAAUUGGGGAGUUUAACAAUGGGGUCUUUGAAAUUAAAGAUAUCAAUAGCAUGGAUGAUAUCGAUUGCCUUCGAAUACAAGCCACAACUUCACAAAAGCAAUGGCUACAAAUAAGGAGAAUUAGUAUUUGGGUGAGGAAUGAUUAACGUUCCCAUUCUGUUAUACUGCAC
Messenger RNA from Heteronotia binoei (common prickly gecko), 1622 nucleotides. Its product is annotated as alpha-1,3-mannosyl-glycoprotein 4-beta-N-acetylglucosaminyltransferase C-like. The record is from RefSeq and is a predicted model, not a curated record. The transcript has 4 exons. Gene Ontology annotation, molecular function: acetylglucosaminyltransferase activity. Bases 156 to 1598 code for a protein of 480 amino acids. Lineage: Eukaryota; Metazoa; Chordata; Lepidosauria; Squamata; Gekkonidae. Gene Ontology annotation, biological process: protein N-linked glycosylation.